Molecule: messenger RNA, 2846 nt
Organism: Homo sapiens (human)
Lineage: Eukaryota; Metazoa; Chordata; Mammalia; Primates; Hominidae
Gene: MFSD2B
Product: MFSD2 lysolipid transporter B, sphingolipid
Exons: 14
Coding region: 13-1527 (504 amino acids)
Biological process (GO): lipid translocation; carbohydrate transport
Cellular component (GO): membrane; plasma membrane
Molecular function (GO): symporter activity
Source: RefSeq, marked validated
GCUGCGGUGGCAAUGGCGGCGCCCCCUGCACCAGCCGCCAAGGGGUCCCCGCAGCCGGAGCCGCACGCCCCAGAGCCCGGCCCGGGGAGCGCCAAGCGAGGGCGAGAGGACAGCAGAGCCGGUCGCCUCUCAUUCUGUACAAAGGUGUGCUAUGGCAUUGGUGGGGUCCCCAACCAGAUAGCCUCCAGCGCCACAGCCUUUUACCUGCAGCUUUUCCUGCUUGAUAUAGCACAGAUCCCUGCCGCCCAGGUGUCACUUGUUCUGUUUGGGGGAAAAGUGUCUGGGGCGGCUGCUGACCCUGUGGCUGGGUUCUUCAUCAACAGGAGCCAGAGGACAGGGUCUGGACGGCUCAUGCCUUGGGUGCUGGGCUGCACCCCCUUCAUCGCCCUGGCCUACUUCUUCCUGUGGUUCCUGCCCCCCUUCACCAGCCUGCGAGGCCUCUGGUACACGACUUUCUACUGCCUGUUCCAGGCCCUGGCCACGUUCUUCCAGGUGCCCUACACAGCGCUCACCAUGCUGCUGACUCCCUGCCCAAGGGAGCGGGACUCGGCCACCGCCUACCGGAUGACUGUGGAGAUGGCGGGAACACUGAUGGGGGCCACUGUCCACGGGCUCAUCGUGUCCGGCGCCCACAGACCCCACAGGUGCGAGGCCACUGCGACCCCGGGGCCAGUCACUGUCUCCCCGAAUGCAGCCCAUCUCUACUGCAUUGCGGCUGCCGUGGUUGUAGUGACUUACCCCGUGUGCAUCAGUUUACUGUGCCUAGGGGUGAAGGAGCGGCCAGACCCCUCUGCCCCAGCCUCAGGCCCAGGCUUGAGUUUCCUGGCUGGGCUGAGCCUCACUACCCGGCACCCACCCUACCUGAAGCUGGUGAUCUCCUUCCUGUUCAUCUCUGCUGCUGUUCAGGUGGAGCAGAGCUACCUGGUCCUGUUCUGUACACAUGCCUCCCAGCUACACGACCACGUCCAGGGCCUGGUACUAACUGUCCUGGUCUCAGCCGUGCUGAGCACCCCGCUGUGGGAGUGGGUUCUCCAGCGCUUUGGGAAGAAGACGUCAGCCUUUGGGAUCUUUGCGAUGGUGCCCUUUGCGAUCUUGCUGGCUGCUGUGCCCACAGCACCUGUGGCAUAUGUCGUGGCCUUUGUAUCUGGCGUGAGCAUUGCUGUGUCCUUGCUGCUACCCUGGUCCAUGCUGCCAGACGUGGUGGAUGACUUUCAGCUGCAGCACCGUCACGGGCCAGGCCUGGAGACCAUCUUCUACUCCUCCUACGUCUUCUUCACCAAGCUGUCUGGCGCAUGUGCCCUGGGCAUCUCCACCCUCAGUCUGGAGUUCUCGGGGUAUAAGGCAGGGGUCUGCAAGCAAGCAGAGGAGGUGGUGGUCACCCUCAAAGUCCUCAUUGGCGCCGUGCCCACCUGCAUGAUCCUUGCUGGGCUCUGCAUCCUCAUGGUCGGCUCCACUCCAAAGACACCCAGUCGGGACGCCUCCAGCCGGCUGAGCCUUCGGAGGAGGACCAGCUACAGCCUGGCCUAAAGCUUAGGAGGGCGACUGUGAAUGGACACAGGAGCCAGCACCCUCGGGGCCUGACAUCGCCCUCCUCAGCCCUCCAGCACCUGGUCUGGCAGUUUAGUAUGUGACCUUUCUCCCUGGGAUGUGGAGUCUUCGGCAACGUGUCCUGAAGGGACUGGCCCGCACUCCAGGACCCCACUUGGCAUUUCUUGUCUGUUGCCUUCAGACUAUCUCAGAUAGGCCUGUGCCCCUGACUAGCCCAGUAGCACUUGUCUCUAGAAAAAGGAAGCUCCUGCCCAACCUGGCUUGUGGACCAGUAAUAUCUGUGGCCUACCACCCAUUCAAGAAAACGUUACAGCCGGCUCACUGCAAAAUCCGCCUCCCGGGUUCACGCCAUUCUCCUGCCUCAGCCUCCCGAGUAGCUGGGACUACAGGUGCCCGCCACCACGCCCAGCUAAUUUUUGUAUUUUUAGUAGAGACGGGGUUUCACCGUGUUAGCCAGAAUGGUUUCGAUCUCCUGACCUCGUGAUCCGCCCCGCCUCAGCCUCCCAAAGGCAUGAGCCACCGUACUCGGCCUGCCCAGGCUGGUCUUAAACUCCUGGCCUCAGGUGAUCCUACUGCCUCAGCCUCCUGAGUAGCUGGGAUUACAGACACAGCCCCCGUUCCCAGCUCUAGCAUUUCUUAAGGACAAAAUUGGUGUGUAAGUAACAGGAAAUUCACAUUAUGCUGUACUCAUUCUCUAAUAUCACAGCCAUGUUAGAACAAAUUUGGGUUUUCAAAACAAGCGUAACUGAACAGAGUAUAUAUAUGUAUGUAUAUAAAUAUAUAGAAAUCCUAAAUGGUCCCUGUGACAUAAGAAAUACACAUUUGGUCUCUGCCCCAGGUUCCUGGCACAGAGCUUCUAAAAUGCUAGUAACUUCCUGAGUGGUAGGGGUGAGGGGAACAUCUUUUGUUAUACAUAAGAAGCCCUUUUCAAACAGAUCUGAGUUUAUGCUAAUGAUGUGACUGGCAGAGGAUGGGGGCUGGUUGCCAGAGAAACCAACCAUGUGAUUAGAAGGUUGAAACUUUCAGCCUUAUCUUCCUACCGGGAGGGGACAGGGGCUGAAGACUGAGCUCAUCAUCAAUGAUUUAAUCAAUUGUGCCCAUGUAAUGGAGCCUCCACUUCCAAACGAAGGGUUUCAGAGAGCUUCUAGGUUGGUGAACACAUCCAUGUACCAGGAGGUCUACCCCACUCCACGGGGACAGAAACUCUUGUGUAGGGGACCCUUUUAGAUUUCAUUCUAUAUACCUCUUCAGCUGGCUGUUCAUUUUAUAAUCAACCAAUAAAUGUUAAGUAAAGUGUU